This is a messenger RNA of Fulmarus glacialis (Northern fulmar), 166 nucleotides long. Its product is annotated as E3 ubiquitin-protein ligase RBBP6-like. Gene Ontology annotation, molecular function: zinc ion binding; ubiquitin protein ligase activity. Gene Ontology annotation, biological process: mRNA processing; protein ubiquitination; ubiquitin-dependent protein catabolic process. The record is from RefSeq and is a predicted model, not a curated record. NCBI's taxonomy places the organism in Eukaryota, Metazoa, Chordata, Aves, Procellariiformes, Procellariidae. The transcript has a single exon. The annotation marks the transcript as partial. Gene Ontology annotation, cellular component: nucleus.
AUGCCGUGCGUCCACUACAAGUUCGCCUCCAAGCUGAACUAUGAUACGGUCACCUUCAACGGCCUCCACAUCUCCCUGUGUGAGCUCAAGCGCCAGAUCAUGGGCCGCGAGAAGCUGAAGGCGGCCAACUGCGACUUGCAGAUCACCAACGCCCAGACCAAAGAAG